AUUAUCCAUUGCGGUGGGUUAUGACUUCAUCAUUCAAUUCAAUUGACUCGGCUCUUCCUCUCUCUCAGCUACAAUACUUGAUUGUAGAUCUUUCUCUGCUACUCCCAUCUCCAGCACACAGCAAACAUCCCAAAUAAAACACAAAAAUUUAUUUAUUUAUUAGUAAAUUUAUUUUAUUCUGCUUUUGCGAAAGUGGACAGCGAUAUGGAAUUUGACGACCACGAAGAGCAGGAGGAGGAGGAAGAAGAGGAAGAGGAGGAGGAAGAGGAAAUGGGAUUCUCAGUGGCGGCGCCGGUUUACGAUUCCUUCGGAAACGCGGCGCCCAGGUCUAAAAUGAGCGCAGCUGAGGGAGUUCCGGCCACCGUUAACUCCGGUCGCAAAGGCGGCUCCGCGGGGACGAGCAGAUACAGAGAAUGUCAGAAGAAUCAUGCCGUCAGCAUCGGCGGUCACGCCGUCGAUGGCUGCUGCGAGUUCUUGGCCGCAGGAGAGGACGGCACGCUGGAGGCCGUAAUUUGCGCGGCCUGUAAUUGCCACCGCAAUUUUCACCGCAAGGAGAUCGACGGCGAAAUCAGCUCUUACCAACUGCGCUCGCAGCCGCAACCGCUGCAUCCUCAGUAUCACCACCAAUUCUCCCCUUACUACCACCGCGGGCCACCACCUUCCUCCGCGGGAUACCUCCACCCCCACCACCUGUUAACCACUCCGGUGUCGCAGCACCGGCCUUUGGCUCUACCACCGCUGGCUUCGGGAGGAGUGUUCAGUAGAGAAGAGGAGGACAUGUCAAACCCCAGCUCGAGCGGCGGCGGAGGUGGCGGUUUUGGUGGUGGUGGCAGCGGCAGUGGAACGAAGAAGAGGUUUAGGACAAAAUUCACGCAGGAGCAGAAGGAUAAGAUGCUGGCAUUUGCGGAGAAGCUAGGGUGGAGAAUUCAGAAGCACGACGAAGCUGCCGUGGAACAAUUCUGCGCUGAAACUUGUGUGAAGAGACACGUGCUGAAGGUCUGGAUGCACAAUAACAAACACACUCUAGCUAAUUCAGAGCAACGUUCAGCUGGGAAUGGAUCGAAUCACUUGAACAGCUCCACCAUAAUUGAGAAUUCUGAACUCUCCUAAGGGAGAUUAACGAAAUAAAGACAAAGAACUAAAGUUGGAAGUUGAUGGAAGGGUUUGCAAUUGUUAAUGAUAUCAGAAUCAGAAUCAGAAUGAUCAGUGAUGGUGAGGUAGGGGAGUAUCGAACGGAAGUAUGGGGAUGAGCGCAGAGAAUAAUUUGCAACACUGGUUGUAUUUAUCGUGCGUGGAAUGCAAGUGCAAAGCUGUUUUAAGUUACUACUUUGCUAUGUUUCUUCACAUUUGUCGUCUUCUUUUCCUGUUUUUCCUCCUAACACCACCUUACCUUUAUUCUCCUUUCUCUCUCAUAUUAAUGUCUCUUCUUCUUUCUUUCUUCAUUGCUGGACCUCAAACUUCACAAAUCAUUUAAUAAUCACUCUAACCUUCUUAUUCAA
Molecule: messenger RNA, 1499 nt
Organism: Vigna angularis (adzuki bean)
Lineage: Eukaryota; Viridiplantae; Streptophyta; Magnoliopsida; Fabales; Fabaceae
Product: zinc-finger homeodomain protein 2
Exons: 2
Coding region: 205-1110 (301 amino acids)
Biological process (GO): regulation of developmental process; regulation of DNA-templated transcription
Cellular component (GO): nucleus
Molecular function (GO): transcription cis-regulatory region binding; DNA-binding transcription factor activity
Source: RefSeq, a predicted model, not a curated record